UUGACUCGACCGAUUUAGGCUUAAAACCCAUGAUAAACCCAUCUGUUAGAUCUUGCUAUCUCUAUCAUCGUCCAGUCCCCCGUAAUCUUGUUCAGGAAAAAUUUCUCUUUUUCAGAAUACUGAAAAUGCCGAUUUCUUUCUCUUCUCCGUUGUUCUUUCCCCAAUUAGCUUCUUCAACUAACCAAAGGGGAAGUGAAAGGGUUUCUGGGAUAUGGAGAAACUCACAGAUUGUGAAGAAGUUCGUUGUGGGAGCUGGGCCUAAGAGGAUUUCCUUCGACAACGAAUGUAGAGCGACCUUAGUAGCUGGGAUUAACAAGCUUGCUGAUGCUGUUUCUGUUACCCUAGGUCCAAAAGGACGCAAUGUUGUGCUUUCGGAGGGUGGGAAGUUAAGAGUUAUCAAUGAUGGCGUUACAAUUGCCAAAGCCAUAGAGCUCUCAGAUACAAUUGAAAAUGCAGGAGCUGUGCUAAUUAAAGAGGUUGCUUCUAAGACAAAUGAUUUAGCUGGUGAUGGUACUACCACUGCAAUCAUACUGGCUCGAGAAAUAAUAAAAUCUGGUUUACUAGCUAUUGCUUCUGGUGCUAACCCUUUUUCUUUGAAGAAAGGAAUGGACAAGACUGUAAAAGAACUGGUCAAAGUUCUAAGGAAGAAAAGUUGUCCUGUAAAAGGGAGGGAUGAUAUAAGAGCCAUAGCUUCAAUUUCUUCUGGAAAUGAUGAUUUCAUUGGGAACUUAAUUGCUGAAAUCAUAAGUAGGAUUGGCCCUGAUGGAGUAAUCGAUGUUGAAUCUUCCUCAUCAUCUGAUACCUCUGUGAUUGUUGAAGAAGGAAUGAAGAUCGACAGGGGAUAUAUGUCACCUGAAUUUAUAACAAACCAGGACAAAUCGACAGUGGAGUUUGAAAAUGCUAAAGUCCUAGUGACUGAUCAAACAAUAACAAGUGUCGAAGAGAUUGUUCCUUUACUAGAAAAGACAACCCAACUGAGCGUCCCACUGCUAAUAAUUGCCGAAGAAAUCUCACUGCGAGUAAUGGAAACACUGGUUCUGAACAAAAGGAAUGGCAUGCUUAAUGUUGCUGUUGUGAGGUGUCCGGGACUUUUAGAAGGAAAGAAAGGUUUGUUGCAAGAUAUUGCCCUUAUGACAGGUGCUGAUUUUAUCUGUGGAGACUUGGGCCUGACCCUUGAAGGUGUGACCUCAGAUCAACUUGGUAUUGCACGAAAAGUCACCAUAACUAAGAAAUCAACCACUAUUGUCGCUGACCCUUCUACCAAAGCUGAAAUUCAGGCAAGAGUUUUGGAGAUAAAGAAAGAUCUAGCUGAAACAGAGAGCAAAUUUAUGUCUAGAAAGCUUUCUGAAAGAAUUGCUAAACUCUCUGCUGGGGUGGCGGUAAUUAAGGUAGGAGCACACACAGAGGUGGAACUAGAUGAUCGGAAGCUAAGAAUUGAGGACGCAAAAAAUGCCACAUUUGCUGCCAUGGUUGAAGGGAUAGUACCUGGUGGUGGAGCAACCUACGUACACCUCGCAGAACAAGUACCAAUCAUAAAGAAGUCCUUGGAAGAUCUGGAUGAGAAGAUUGGCGCUGACAUUGUUGGGACGGCGCUUCUUGCACCUGCAAAUUUGAUUGCAAAUAAUGCGGGAGUUGAUGGAACAGUGGUAGUGGAGAAGAUUCGGACUAGUGACUGGGAAAUUGGAUAUAACGCGAUGACAGACAAAUAUGAAGACCUCUUUGUUGCUGGGGUUGUUGAUUCUUGUAGGGUUUCAAGGUGUGCUCUUCAGAAUGCAGUGUCUGUUGCUAGUGUGGUCCUAACAACUCAAGCUGUAUUGGUAGAGAGAAUAAGGAAGCCCGAACCAUUGAUUCCUCAUGUUCCUGGAAUAACUGAUCAAUGAUAACUCUCUGUUUUUCUGUGAUCACCUUGUUUGUAUAUACAAGAGGAACCUUUUUUUUGUGUGUGUGGGAUUUUGCGAAAAAUUAAAUUAUGAACAUCUCAUUUUAUUUA
Molecule: messenger RNA, 1990 nt
Organism: Rhododendron vialii
Lineage: Eukaryota; Viridiplantae; Streptophyta; Magnoliopsida; Ericales; Ericaceae
Product: chaperonin 60 subunit alpha 2, chloroplastic-like
Exons: 9
Coding region: 30-1880 (616 amino acids)
Biological process (GO): protein refolding
Molecular function (GO): ATP binding; ATP-dependent protein folding chaperone
Source: RefSeq, a predicted model, not a curated record